Messenger RNA from Manis javanica (Malayan pangolin), 3802 nucleotides. It is a transcript of the gene RALBP1, whose product is annotated as ralA binding protein 1. Lineage: Eukaryota; Metazoa; Chordata; Mammalia; Pholidota; Manidae. Gene Ontology annotation, biological process: positive regulation of GTPase activity; endocytosis; small GTPase-mediated signal transduction. Gene Ontology annotation, cellular component: membrane. Gene Ontology annotation, molecular function: small GTPase binding; GTPase activator activity. The record is from RefSeq and is a predicted model, not a curated record.
GCGCUCUGGGCCGGCUCGUCCUGUUCUGUCCCAAUCAUUGUAAACAGGCGGAGGCUGGGGCGGAGUGGGAAUGGGGCGCUCGAGGUCGUCCAGGGGUGCAGCGGCAGUGUGAGCGUGAGACGACGGGGGCGGGCGGUCGCGCGGCGGCAGGUACAGUUGUAAUGGAUAGGUAACAGAGAAACCUUCUCACCGUCUCAUCAGGGAGGCAGAAUGACCGAGUGCUUCCUGCCACCCACCAGCAGCCCCAGUGAACACCGCAGGGUGGAGCAUGGCAGUGGUCUUACUCGAACCCCCAGCUCUGAGGAGAUAAGCCCUACAAAGUUUCCUGGUUUGUACCGCACUGGUGAGCCCUCGCCUCCCCAUGAUAGCCUCCAUGAGCCUCCCGAUAUAGUGUCUGAUGAUGAGAAAGACCAUGGGAAGAAAAAAGGAAAGUUUAAGAAAAAGGAGAAAAGGACUGAAGGCUAUGCUGCCUUUCAGGAAGAUAGCUCUGGGGAUGAAGCUGAAAGUCCUUCCAAAAUGAAGAGGUCCAAGGGAAUCCAUGUUUUCAAGAAACCCAGCUUUUCUAAAAAGAAAGAGAAGGAUUUUAAAAUAAAAGACAAACCCAAAGAGGAAAAACAUAAAGAAGAAAAGCACAAAGAGGAAAAACAUAAAGAGAAGAAGUCAAAAGACUUGACAGCAGCUGAUGUUGUUAAGCAGUGGAAGGAAAAGAAGAAAAAGAAGAAGCCAAUUCAGGAGCCAGAGGUGCCUCAGAUUGAUGUUCCGAAUCUCAGACCCAUUUUUGGGAUUCCUUUGGCUGAUGCGGCAGAGAGGACCAUGAUGUAUGAUGGCAUUGGGCUGCCAGCGGUGUUCCGCGAGUGUGUGGAUUACGUAGAGAAGUAUGGCAUGAAGUGCGAAGGCAUCUACCGAGUUUCAGGAAUUAAAUCAAAGGUGGAUGAGCUGAAAGCAGCCUAUGACAGAGAGGAGUCUCCAAAUUUGGAAGAAUAUGAGCCUAACACUGUAGCCAGUUUGCUGAAGCAGUAUUUGCGAGACCUUCCAGAGAAUCUGCUUACCAAAGAGCUUAUGCCCCGCUUUGAAGAGGCGUGUGGGAGAAGCACAGAGAGUGAGAAAGUGCAGGAAUUUCAGCGCUUACUGAAAGAACUGCCAGAAUGUAACUACCUUCUGAUUUCUUGGCUGAUCGUGCACAUGGACCAUGUUAUUGCAAAGGAACUGGAAACAAAAAUGAAUAUACAGAAUAUUUCUAUAGUGCUCAGCCCAACCGUUCAGAUCAGCAAUCGUGUCCUGUAUGUGUUUUUCACACAUGUGCAAGAGUUCUUUGGAAAUGUGAUACUAAAGCAAGUGACAAAACCUCUUCGAUGGUCUAACAUGGCCACUAUGCCCACACUGCCAGAGACCCAGGAGAGCAUCAAAGAGGAGAUCAGAAGACAGGAGUUUCUUCUGAAUUGUUUACAUAGAGAUCUGCAGGGUGGGAUAAAGGAUUUAUCUAAAGAAGAAAGAUUAUGGGAAGUACAAAGAAUUUUGACAGCCCUGAAAAGAAAACUGAGGGAAGCUAAAAGACAAGAGUGUGAAACCAAGAUUGCACAAGAGAUAGCCAGCCUUUCAAAAGAGGAUGUUUCCAAAGAAGAAAUGAAUGAAAAUGAAGAAGUUAUAAAUAUUCUUCUUGCCCAGGAGAAUGAGAUCCUGACUGAACAGGAAGAGCUUCUAGCCAUGGAGCAGUUUCUGCGGCGACAGAUUGCCUCAGAAAAAGAGGAGAUUGAACGCCUCAGAGCUGAGAUUGCUGAAAUUCAGAGCCGCCAGCAGCACGGCCGGAGUGAGACGGAGGAGUACUCUUCUGAGAGUGAAAGCGAGAGUGAGGAUGAGGAGGAGCUUCAGAUCAUCCUGGAGGACCUGCAGAGACAGAAUGAGGAGCUGGAGAUAAAGAACAAUCAUUUGAAUCAAGCAAUUCAUGAAGAGCGAGAGGCCAUCAUCGAACUGCGUGUGCAGCUACGCCUGCUCCAGCUGCAGCGAGCCAGGCCUGAGCCACAGGCGCAGGAUGAUGACGAGCCCGAGAGGCGCGGGGGUGCUGUCCAGCCACCCAGAGACAGUGCCCUGGAGACAAAAGCAGCUAAAGAGCUGCCAAAAGCAGGCAAGGAGCAGGCCAAGCCAUCGCCAAGCAGAGACAGGAAGGAGACGCCCAUCUGAGCAGCCCUGGGUCAUGGAUCCCCCAGGCCUAAUAAGACCUGUGCAUCUUACUGUAAUACCAAGAGGCACAACUCUGCUGUACAUUCUGUAAAGAUGUCUUUUCUUCUCAGACUCUUCCUUCUUUCAUAUGUAUGACUUCUCCGUGUCAGGCUCAGGUUACACAGGAGGACAAAGCAGUGGACGCAUUAUGGGCUUGUAGGAGACAGAUGACUUCCAGAUAGUGUCAGCUUAUUUAAAGAUUAAUUUUCUUUGUUAACUUAAAAUAACUAUUUUAACCCUUGAGUGGCUUCUUUUUAAACCAAAAAUUGUCUUUCUUUGCUUUUUUAUUAUGGCAGAAUUGGGAUCUCUUUCUCCCUUUUGGGGAGGGGAGGAUCCAAACAAGGUAUAUACUGUUCCUGCCUUGUGGAUGGCCCCACAGUGUCACCCUCCAGGGUCUCUGCUUACCUAGUCACUCUUGCUUGUGCCUUUUACACCUUUUUGGUGCAGAUUAUAUAAUGGGAAGCUGCCUUGUAUUUCCUGAUUGGCCAGAAUGGCACUUACGGGGUUACCUUACCUACCCUCAUCACCUUCUCCUUUGACAGCCCUUGACCACAGUCCAUGAGCCUGAGUCACCAGGAUGGCCUUGGUAGUUGCAGACAGAGCUGCCUGUGGAGCCCCCUCCAGCCCUGGAGCUGUGUGGCUGCUCCUUCCAGCUCCUUGCUGCUGGUCAUCAGCAAAUGCUUUUAACCUGGGCUGGUUGAAGGUAGCUGCCUUGACCUAAGACAUCCAUGCAGAGGAUCUCUUUUUCAAACCAGGAAUCUUCUAUGUGACUGACUUUCCAUUAAAAAAAGAAUGAUUUAAAUUGCUUGCUUGGGCUAGAAUGUAAAUGUCUCUUUGCCUGAAUAAGCCAUAUAUAUGCUCUUAGAAAUUUCCAGUUGUCCAUAUUGUUUCAGUGAAUCUGCUGAUGACUCCCAAUUGACAUGAUUGAGCAAUAGAAAAAAAUAUUUAAGGAUACCUGUGAUCCCCCACCCAGUUUUCUUGCUUCCACCACUUCUCUGGUGACCUAAAAUGUCUGGGAGGCGGGCUUGGCACCUGUGUUUAGUUGUGCUCUGUUCUAAGUAAGUGGCACCCGUGAGGUAGGUCAGCUCUCAUGGCCAUGAAGACAAAUCCCACACGCUCAAGGUGAUGGAAACAAACCCCCCACAUGAGGGCUCUGUCCUCUCCUUCUCCUCGUUAGUAUUUAUUUUCAGCACCUGUUUGAUGCAGUUUUUUAUUCUCUACCUAUUGCACUGUUGUGACUUUUUGGCCAUUGUUUGAUUUUUGUACAAAAAAAAGCUUUGUUAUAGAAAUCAGCAUACUAUUUUUUUAAAUCUGGAGAGAAGAUAUUAUGGUGACUGAAAAUAUGGUCAGGUGUCAAAUAUAAAUGUAUAAAAGCCUUCUUGCUGUCCUGUCAUAUUACAUGCAUUUUAUAUUUGCUGGCAAUAUUGAAGGUUUCUUUUUUGUGUAAACUCUAAUUUCUAUCAAGGUGUCAUGGAUUUUUUAAAUUAGUAUUUCAUUACAAUGUCUCAGCGUUGAUUAACUAAUUUUUGCCAGGAACAUUAUUGAUCAAGGAAAUAAAUUCAACAGCCAUUUGAGGAAAAAAAAA